AAGUUAUUAUUUCGGCUUUAAAGAACAACAAUGUCGAGAAAGAAACAAAAAGAGAAAACAGAGAAAGCGCAUUCUGAGGAUGAAGCCUCGAGAAACACAGGACACACUCCAAAUGAAAAAUUGCCCACUCUGACCUUUGAUGAAUAUCACUGCUCUGGGAAUGUGAAGAUAGACUUUCCUCGUCUUUGUGCUCUUCUGGACAUAAAGGACAUCCCAGCUGUCAACACCAAGCAACAUGUUUCCACCUACACAGAAAACGAAGGAGAGGACAUGGGUAAAAGAGAGCUGAUCCUGAUCUUUACAGCUUUACAAAGAGGACAAGCAGACACACACUUACGUCAUGCUCUAUCCUGUAAACAAAGAAUACCUUUUUCAAAGGUCAGCCAGUCACAGAUCAGUGCUGCACCUCGCUGGUCUAAGCCCCGCCUCCAAAUAGAGAAGGAGAAUGCAGACCCCCACAGCACCAAAAACUUGAAGAUUUCUGGAUGGAAGGUAGAUGAGCAGAUUGCCAGGGUGCUACAGAAGAUACUUCCCUCCUUAAGCAGACUGCAGCGCCUUCACUUUUGGCAGGCUGGACUGACAGAUCAAACAGUAAUGUCCCUGAUAAACACAAUACCACUGUGCUCCAACCUCAGUUUUGUAACAUUGGAGGGCAACCCACUUCCAGAGCAGAGCUACCACCUUCUUCUCUCUGAAGACAGCCUUCUGACUCACUUGUCCCUCAGAAAUAACAGGAUAGGAGACGAGGGCGCUCGUCUGAUCGGAGUGGCUCUUUCAACAACCAGAUCUGCCAACAGGAACCUCCUAUCAUUAAAUCUGUCCUUUAAUUCUAUCGGCGAUGAAGGUGCUGCACAUAUCGCACAGGGUCUGCGUCUGAACCGGGCUCUGCUCUUCCUCUCACUGUCAAACAACCAGAUAGGAGAUGCAGGAGCUGCUCAUCUGGCCCAGACAUUAGGCGAUUUCACUCUAACUCAUGAAGAAGUCAUGGAGAGGAGGAAGCUACUUCUGGAGAGAGCGCAGUCUUCAUCUAUUGUGGCCGAUUCUGCCCAAUCGCCUGCUGACCAACUUCCCUCAGACCCCAGCAGCUCCUCACUGAGCAGCAGCAAAGGCAAAAAGAAGGAGACCAACAAAAAAGUCGAGAAACCAGCGGCCACCAAAGAGAACCCAAAGUCCAACAAGAAAUCAGCUGAUGUGAAGGUGACUCAAAAUAAAGGCGGCAAGCUUGGGGGGAAAGAGAAACAACUUCCUGUACAGGAGGAUAACUCGAGUACCAGCCUGACUGAGCAGGUGGAGGAGACAGUGAACCCCCUGCUGGAUCAUUCAGCGCAGUACAGGGAUGGAGAGCUUAUUCUGCCUGGAAACACGACUCUUAUCUCCCUCAACCUGGCAGGAAACAGAAUCACAGAGAAGUGCCUGCCUUUGGUUCUGAAGUCACUGCAGAUGCAAAGUGUAGGAACAGGAGGAGGCAGAGGUCUGCUUCGUCUCUGUCUGCAGAGAAACACCUUCCCACCACACUCAGAGUGUUAUGUGAAGAUAAAGGAACUAAUGAAACUUGCAGAUCCACUUGAAAAAAGCAACUCUGAGCAGACAGAAGAGGAGGGACAGGAGGCCUAG
Labrus bergylta (ballan wrasse) is the source of this 1614-nucleotide messenger RNA. Lineage: Eukaryota; Metazoa; Chordata; Actinopteri; Labriformes; Labridae. The record is from RefSeq and is a predicted model, not a curated record.